This is a messenger RNA of Marasmius oreades (fairy-ring Marasmius), 1047 nucleotides long. RefSeq lists its product as uncharacterized. Bases 1 to 1047 code for a protein of 348 amino acids. Lineage: Eukaryota; Fungi; Basidiomycota; Agaricomycetes; Agaricales; Marasmiaceae. The record is from RefSeq and is a predicted model, not a curated record. Gene Ontology annotation, molecular function: AMP deaminase activity. Gene Ontology annotation, biological process: IMP salvage; AMP metabolic process. The transcript is spliced from 4 exons. Gene Ontology annotation, cellular component: cytosol.
AUGGAAACCCCAGAGACACCUCCUACUCCCGCAGACACCCAUUCCAAAAGCUUGAGCUCGCCCGAUCUCGCUAUUCCAGAAACCCGAGAUGGUUUUUUUGGGUAUACCGAUGAGAAGAGUCUUCAACAAGCAAGUGCAGAACAUAUCGGCGAAAAAUAUUGGGCACACAGACGAGGGUCCGAUGCACCUUCCGAAGCGACUGCUUCGUCUUUCAAAGGAUUAUCAACUGUCAGCGCGAAGCUCGGAGAGCAAUCCACAAACGCCAACCCGUUCUUCGAGGGCGAGGACGAGAGAUCUGCGACAGGCGACCUGGGGACAACGACUGCACCCGAACUACUCCGACUGUUCCACUCUUUGCAAAGAUGCCUUGAAUUGCGCGAUAAGUAUCUCAGAAAGUCGAAGCAAAGGCUUGGUGACAAUCCCAAGGACAACGAUGGGCAUUUCCCGGGCUUAGGCGAAGACAUAGCAGAUGUGAACGGAGUCAGGCCGGAUGCCGAUUUCUCAAAAAACUCACCACCAACGCUCUCAGAGAAGCAUUGGAAGAUCUAUCCAAAACCACCUCCACCACAUUGGCAUUGGACGGAUAAACAGCCUAUCGUCGGUCAGGAUGGCGCUUACACCCCAGGCGAAUUCGAGUUUGAGCAAUGCGAAAUACCGGGACAAGAUUCCUAUGAAUUUGGAAUCGAUGACACUGGAGUGUAUCAGGUAUAUGAAGAUACCAAAAGUCGAAAGGCAAAUAAGCCUGUAUACGAAGUGCCCACCAUCAAGGAAUACUUUCAGGAUCUCGAUUAUGUUCUAAACAUCAUCUCUGAUGGACCCACCAAAAGUUUCGCAUUUCGACGGCUCAAAUACUUGUCAAGCAAGUUCACAAUGUUCAGUCUGAUGAACGAGUUCCAGGAAUUGGCAGAGAUGAAGGUUUGUGUGUCUCCGUGGACGUCAGCUUCCUUGUCUGACUGUCAUUCCUCUCUGAAAGAGUGUUCCUCAUCGGUAAUGUCUUCGAGGAAACGACAUAUCUACUUUCCUAAUCAAGGCUCUCCGUCCCAGUGA